GGGGAGUGUCGUGGGAGUAGAGAGAGAUAAAAACAGGGGUGAAGAAAGAGUGAAGGGAGCAGAAAAGGGAGAAGAGCAAAAGGAAUAGAGAGAACGGGAAAGGAGAGAGAAAAGAGUUUCCGAUCGUCCGGGAGAGUGAAGGAGCCCGAAGGAGCGGAAGCGAUCCUAGGGGGAAGAGGAGCGCUGAGAGGGAGGGGAGAGGAAGGGCGAGGAGGGGGAGUACAAACUAGAGGAGGGUGAAGGAAGCGAGGCGCGACACUGCUCGGGGAGAGGAGGGCAGUGAGGAGCGAGGCGCGGGCAGAGGCGGCUCGGACUGCCGAGAGGAGGGAGCGCGGCGCAGAGAGGAGGGGCUUGCGGGCCCGUAGAAAUGUCAAUCAGAGCCCGGAGCCCCGGGAAUCUCCGCCAAUCUGUUCGGACCUGACCUGGCUCCUCGCCGCCGCCGCCGCCGCCGCCGCCGCCGCGGAGCAGAUCAAUAGGCGAACGCGGAGCGCUGCGCAGCGCGGGAGGCAGCGCGGCCCCAGCCCGGCCCAGCCCCCGAUGCGCGCAGGAGCCCGCGGGCGGCGCUGAGCUGGGCGGCCCAGGGGGCCGGGCCCCCUCUUCGUCCGUGCCCCGCGGGCCACCAUGUCCUUCCCCCAGCUCGGAUACCAGUACAUCCGCCCGCUCUACCCACCCGAGCGCCCGGGGGCCGCCGGCGGCGGCGGCAGCGCUGGAGCCCGGGGCGGCCCAGGAGCCGGAGCCUCGGAGCUGGCCGCCUCGGGGUCCCUGUCCAACGUGCUCUCCUCCGUGUACGGGGCGCCCUAUGCCGCGGCGGCAGCGGCUGCCGCCGCCGCCCAAGGCUACGGUGCCUUUCUGCCCUACGCCGCCGAGCUGCCCAUCUUCCCGCAGCUGGGCGCGCAGUACGAGCUGAAAGACAGCCCGGGGGUGCAGCAUCCGGCCGCGGCCGCCGCGUUUCCGCACCCGCACCCCGCCUUCUACCCGUAUGGCCAGUACCAGUUCGGGGACCCGUCCCGUCCCAAGAACGCCACCCGGGAGAGCACCAGCACGCUCAAGGCCUGGCUGAACGAGCACCGCAAGAACCCCUACCCCACCAAGGGCGAGAAGAUCAUGCUGGCCAUCAUCACCAAGAUGACCCUCACCCAGGUGUCCACCUGGUUCGCCAACGCGCGCCGGCGCCUCAAGAAAGAGAACAAGAUGACUUGGGCGCCCCGCAGCCGCACCGACGAGGAGGGCAACGCUUACGGGAGCGAGCGCGAGGAGGAAGACGAGGAGGAGGACGAAGAAGACAGCAAGCGCGAGCUGGAGCUGGAGGAGGAGGAGCUCGUGGGGGAGGAGGAGGACACGGGGGGCGAGGGCCUGGCGGACGACGACGAGGACGAGGAGAUCGAUUUGGAGAACUUAGACGGUGCGACCGCGGGGCCUGAGCUGGCCUUGUCUGGGGCGGCACACAGGGACGGCGACCUCGGCCUGAGACCCAUUUCAGACUCCAAGAAUAGCGACUCGGACGACAGCUCGGAGGGCUUGGAGGAGCGUCCACUGCCCGUGUUGAGUCUGGCCCCGGCGCCACCGCCGGUGGCCGCGGUUCUGCCGUCUCCGCCCUCGCCUCCUGCAGGCCUGGACCCCUGCGCUCCCGCACCACCGCCCGCCUCAGCCCUGCAGAAGCCCAAGAUCUGGUCCCUGGCCGAGACGGCCACAAGCCCGGACAACCCGCGCCGCUCGCCUCCGGGCGCGGGAGGUUCUCCCCCGGGGGCAGCCGUCGCGCCCCCAGCCCUGCAGCUCUCUCCGGCCGCGGCAGCCGCCGCGGCUCACAGACUCGUCUCGGCGCCGCUGGGCAAGUUCCCCGCUUGGACCAACCGGCCGUUCCCAGGCCCUACGCCGGGCCCACGCCCGCACCCGCUCUCCCUGCUGGGCUCGUCCCCUCCACACCUGCUGGGACUUCCCGGAGCCGCGGGCCACCCGGCCGCCGCCGCUGCCGCCUUCGCUCGGCCGGCGGAGCCCGAGGGCGGAACAGAUCGCUGUAGUGCCUUGGAAGUGGAGAAAAAGUUACUCAAGACGGCUUUCCAGCCCGUGCCCAGGCGGCCCCAGAACCACCUGGAUGCCGCUUUGGUCUUAUCGGCUCUCUCCUCCUCCUAGUACUUAUUUUUAAAAAUUUUCAAUCGUUGUAAUAAUUGUAAAAAAAAAAAAAAACAAAAACACAAAACUCUCUGUAUAGUUAUGACUUGUAAGCAUGUCCGUGUAUGAAUACCUAAGAAACAAAACUAAGCAAAAAGAAAAAAAGAAAAAAAAAAAGAAAUAAACCAAGUUCCCUCAGUCCUCCCCAAGUGGCUUCUGUACCCCACAUUAGCUGAGUUUGUGAGGGUUUUUCUGGUUGAUGUUGUUCGGUUGAUUUUGGGAGGUGGAGUUGCCGUGAGAAUAAGAGUGUCUGACUUUUUUUUUUUUUUUGUAUAUACAGAAAAAUGUACAUAUGUGUGAACCAAAUUGUACAAGAAAGUAUCUAUUUUUGGCUAAAUAAAUGAGCUGUUGCCACUUUGA
Molecule: messenger RNA, 2529 nt
Organism: Acinonyx jubatus (cheetah)
Lineage: Eukaryota; Metazoa; Chordata; Mammalia; Carnivora; Felidae
Gene: IRX3
Product: iroquois homeobox 3
Exons: 4
Coding region: 622-2130 (502 amino acids)
Biological process (GO): regulation of transcription by RNA polymerase II; cell development; neuron differentiation
Cellular component (GO): nucleus
Molecular function (GO): DNA-binding transcription factor activity, RNA polymerase II-specific; RNA polymerase II cis-regulatory region sequence-specific DNA binding
Source: RefSeq, a predicted model, not a curated record